UCGAAAAAUGUAUCAACUGCGAAAACGCGAAUAGAAACCUCGGAAACAGCGACGUACCACUUGAAAUUUCACACCCGGUUUGGAGCAUAACUUGCCCGAUGUUUCAAAAACAAUUGAAGCGAACCAAGCAGCGUACCGAUUAUUCGACGUAGCAACGAAUUCAUCACAACCACAACACUUCUACAAGCCCACUGAUGGAGACUUCAUUCCACUUCUCUGAGCCAGUCGAGUCCCCUGGUCUCUCAGGUAAACGCUCUCAGAGUAUAUGUCCUGCCGAAGUUUUUCUAGAUUCUACACACCAAAUAAAUGAGACAACUUUGCAGUCACCUCGCAUCGCUCAUACUCAUCGCGUAUGGCCAAUAGAACCCCAUCAUCAUCAUGUGGCUUCCUCUGAAGCUUCCAAUUAUCAUGCCGGAUCACUCACACGCCGAGGUAGCUCACCAGUACUUUCCCCCUUACGUUCAACCGCACACAACGAUGACGCGAAAGACUCUCCAACGGAUUUCCUACAGACAACAAGCACACUGAACCUCUCUAAGCCAGUCGAAACUCCUGGUCUCCCAGAUAUCUCCGACUCUCCGCAUGCCCUCGUCAUCUGUUUCCAGUAAACAAGGCCCCUCUCGUUCUCUACUAUCAAUCUACUACCAGAAUGUCCGUGGUCUCCGCACUAAGGCUAAUGAAUUCCUCAUAUCAACAUACAAUGACGACUACGACAUCAUCGUUCUUACUGAGACAUGGCUGAGUGACGAGUUCACUUCUAGGCUGUUAUUUGGCGAACACUAC
Molecule: messenger RNA, 783 nt
Organism: Uranotaenia lowii
Lineage: Eukaryota; Metazoa; Arthropoda; Insecta; Diptera; Culicidae
Exons: 2
Coding region: 195-608 (137 amino acids)
Source: RefSeq, a predicted model, not a curated record